AGAAAAGUGAAAGAAGAGAUGAGUCGAUGGGACGAACUUCAAUCUAGGUUGCUUUCCCAGUUCUGGAACUCAUCUUUUAUCAUUCAGAGGUUACAGGUUAUCCAAAAUCCCAAGAACUAUGGUGCCUUGAAAUGUAUUGCUGGCAUUGAAGAUUUGGUCUUGAGAAAGCAGAUGGAAUCUUUGGAAUCUAUCUUGCUUUCAAUGAAUCAGACUCUGGAAGAGUUUCAUGGUAUCGUUUUCUUUCUCAAUAAAAUUCUUCGUGAUGGUAGACAGCUGGUUAAAGCAGGAUCUAUUCAGGCGGCCCCAAAACAGCUACAACAACGAAUUGGUAUAAAACCAUCUCAAGCAGAUUGUCUGGAUGGGCUAAGCCUUAUUUACGAGAUGCACCAAUCAGAGUAUGGAAACUACUCACUACUCAAUGUCUUACAUUUUCCCCCUCCCCACUGCAAGUAGGAAUUUAGGAUGGCUAUGGGUAGUUUUUGGGUAGGCAGAACAUUG
Molecule: messenger RNA, 498 nt
Organism: Camellia sinensis
Lineage: Eukaryota; Viridiplantae; Streptophyta; Magnoliopsida; Ericales; Theaceae
Source: RefSeq, a predicted model, not a curated record